Messenger RNA from Neospora caninum, 264 nucleotides. RefSeq lists its product as hypothetical. NCBI's taxonomy places the organism in Eukaryota, Apicomplexa, Conoidasida, Eucoccidiorida, Sarcocystidae. Bases 1 to 264 code for a protein of 87 amino acids. The transcript has a single exon. The record is from RefSeq and is a predicted model, not a curated record.
AUGAAAGUGAAUCAGUCUUCGGUGGCCACUCUGGCCGCUUUUGUCAUUUCUUCGUGCUCUCUGGGCUGCUCGUGUAAUGGGAGUCCAGCACUUGCGACAGCGGCUGUGGAUUUCGUACCAGCUAUCAGCAGCCAGGCUAAUGGCAGCAACGCGGCAGCGAUGGUCUCCGGAACAGCCAUACCGGGCGAAGCGGAUCAGCAACACACACAAGUUGUUUUUCCUGUAAAGAGGUCGAGGAGGUACGGAUUACCUGCUGAGAUCUGA